AUGAAACCACCACAUUCAAUUCGAGAAGACUGCAAAGCUCUUCGUCGAGAACUCGAAUGGCAUGAAAAUUCGAUCCACCGAUGGCGCAUUAAGAGUCGAGCAGUAGAAAAACACUUGAAAUUUGUUAAAAACGAGAUUAAAUUGUAUAGCGGCGACCUCUAUGCUAAGCUGAUAGAGUUUGAUUGUCUAACAAGGUCGGUUGAUGAAAAAGAACAACUCUUGCAAACUGUUGAACAUGAGUUGAAUGCUAAGAGGAGAGAGUUUGAUAUUCUUGCAGGGUUGAUCAAAGAAAGAAACUAUGACGCUGAUGAAAAGGAAAAAAGGCUUCGAGAAAAGGCCAGGGAUAUCGAAAAUCAGUACAAACAUAUCAAGUCGAAACAUCAAGAGAUUGAAGAAAGAGAGAAGGAUCACCAAACAAUGGAGGAGCAGUUUGAAGAAAAAGAAAAGGCUCAUGAAGGAAAGGUGAAGUACCUCGAGUCGAGGUUUGUAGAGCUGCAAGAGUUUGAAUCAAGAAUUCAAAUCCAACACAAGGAACAGGAGGAGAAAUUUGAAGAAAGAGAGAAGGAUCUUCGAUCAAAGGAGGAGCAAUUUGUAGAACAAGAAAAUGCGCAUAAAGAUAUAGUGGAGUGCCUUGAGUCGAAGUUUGUAGAGCUGCGGGAACUUGAAUCAAUAUUUAAAGAAAGAGAGAAGGCGCUUUGUUCAAAUGAGGAGGACUAUGAUAAACAAUUAGAUGUGCUUGUUUCAAUAGAGAAGGAAUCUGAAGAAAGAGAGAAGGAGCUUUUUUGGGAUGAAAAUCUGUUAAAACAGAGAUUAAAGUAUAUUGAGACGAAACAAAAGGAGUUUGAAGAUCAGGAGAAGCAGUUCAAACUGAGAGAAAAGCAUCUUGAGACGAAAGAAAAACAGUCUGAAGAUCGAGAGCGCUUCAACCUUGUGAAACAACUUGAGUUCAUAUGUAGUCAAUUUUCGGCUGUUCUUCGAGCAUCAUCCGACCCUGCUAAACUGGUGUUAGAAUCAAUAAAAGGUUGUUGUCCUUCUCAUGUACGUAACCUUUUGGUGGAUGAACUAUAUAAAACUUCACCUGUCAUUAGUCUUCAUGUCAAAGAAGAAGCAAUCAAAUUUGCAACCGAGUGGAAGGAAAAUUUAUCUGUACUUGGUAAGGAUAAUUUGGAGGUGCUGAAUUAUUUCAAGUUUGUUGCUACUUUUGAAAUCGGUUCAUCUUGUCAGGCUCCGCGAGUCCUUUGUGGUCCUGUUAAAGUACCAGGUUAUCAACCAAGUUUCACCACCAAUGAUGGAGGAAAUGUCCAGUUGCUCUCAGAUAGGUCUGAAUUGAAUGACAAUGGCAUUUUAGUUAAUCUCCAAACAGCACCGAAUCCAGCACAACUUGUUUUGGAUAUGAUUCGAAAUCCUAAGCUUCGACAGGAAGAAGGCAUGGUUAUUGAGAAGAGACAAAUAUUUCUGUUAGACCAGCUAACAAGAAUCUCGCCACAUAUAGAUUGUGACGUAAAAUACGAGGCAAUGAAGCUGGCACUUGAGUUGAAAGAUACCGCGAGAGGAUGUGCUGAAAAUUCUUUGGUGGUUCUGGGUUUUCUACUACUUUUAUCUAGUUAUGGAUUGUUUCCUCAUUCUAAUUUUAACAAUGAUGAAGUUUUGAAGCUUUUUGAGGUUGUUGCUCAUCACAAGGAAGCUGUAGAGCUGUUUCAGACCCUUGGGUUCGAGGACAAAAUAUCCGAUUUUGUGGAUAAUCUUAUAAAGAAUCUGCGGCAUAUUGGAGCUGUUAGAUUCAUUUCUGCAUAUAAUUUGGCUGACAAGUCCAGACUAGUUAGUAUCAUGCUACAAAUAGAGAUGGAGAAAGCAAAACAGAUUUCCUAUGAAGUUGUUUGCAGAGAAAAACACCGUGAACCAAAGGUUAAGGCCAGAGAUACAGAAAUUGCUAGUCUGAGGGAUAUUCUACAGUGCAUUUCAGAUUGCAACCUAGAGUAUCACCACAAUCUAGUUGGUGAGAUUAAGAAGCGCAUUUUUGUAUUAGAACAAGAAAACCAGAGGGAAAAUAGUGUUGCCAUCUCAUCAGAGUCUCUUUCCAACGAGAAAAAACGUGCUAGAAAAGAAGUCUCUACAAAUCAAGUUAAAGAGCAAGAGCUAGCCCAAAAGAAGCCUUAUGAUGUUGCAGGUACCAAGAAUCCAUUUAGAGUGCAACACCGUGAAGAAAAACAACCUCAAGUUGAAAUGCGACAAAGUCAAGUAAGGAAACAUGUCGAUGAGCAGGAAGGCUAUCAACUAUCACUUAAGUUUGGCAACAUAAAGCGUCUUAGAACAAUGUGGCUUCCUCUUCCAACUUAG
This is a messenger RNA of Medicago truncatula (barrel medic), 2337 nucleotides long. RefSeq names its product coiled-coil domain-containing protein 39. The coding region runs from base 1 to 2337 and encodes 778 amino acids. The record is from RefSeq and is a predicted model, not a curated record. The transcript has 4 exons. NCBI's taxonomy places the organism in Eukaryota, Viridiplantae, Streptophyta, Magnoliopsida, Fabales, Fabaceae.